Molecule: messenger RNA, 3559 nt
Organism: Dunckerocampus dactyliophorus (ringed pipefish)
Lineage: Eukaryota; Metazoa; Chordata; Actinopteri; Syngnathiformes; Syngnathidae
Gene: kcnk12l
Product: potassium channel, subfamily K, member 12 like
Exons: 3
Coding region: 135-1490 (451 amino acids)
Biological process (GO): potassium ion transmembrane transport; stabilization of membrane potential
Cellular component (GO): membrane
Molecular function (GO): potassium ion leak channel activity
Source: RefSeq, a predicted model, not a curated record
GGAAACAAUGAUGUCAUUGCACGACGGAUGAAGCAUCAACUCAAGAGGCUCCCUCUUGCUCGUCAUCACUGAGCAGAUGCACAGCAGCAGCGCUCAGGGAGAGGACUCUGCUGUCAACCUGAGCAGUGGUGGUCAUGGCUCAAAAGAAGCCCUCUGGAGGCUGCUGCUGCCCCAAAGCUCCCAUCAACGAAGACAACGCUCGAUUCUUCCUGCUGGCCGGCCUCAUUCUUCUCUACUUGCUGUGCGGGGCUGCUAUCUUCUCCGCCCUGGAACACCCCUUUGAGCUGCGCGCUCGCCGCCUGUGGAGGCAGCAGCUGGACAACUUUACCCAGCAAUACGGCGUCCAAACGAAGGCCCUGCACACUCUGCUAAGGCAGUAUGAGGAGGCCAACGGAGCAGGGAUUAGGGUGGACACGCUGAGGCCCCGUUGGGACUUUUCAGGAGCGUUCUACUUUGUGGGCACUGUGGUCUCAACUAUCGGCUUUGGGAUGACCACUCCAGCAACCAUAGCUGGAAAAAUCUUCUUAAUCUUUUAUGGUCUCAUUGGCUGUGCGGCGACCAUCCUCUUCUUUAACCUCUUCCUGGAGAGGAUCAUCACCAUGCUGGCCUACAUCAUGCGCUGGUGUCACGAGCGCCGGCUUCGCUGCGGCGCAGUGGGGGUUGUUUCCAGCAGGCAGGAGGCAUCCGGUGAGGAGGACAGCUUAGAAGGAUGGAAGCCUUCCGUUUAUUAUGUGAUGCUGAUCUUAGGACUUGCCUCAAUCGUGAUCGCAUGCAGUGCUUCGACUCUGUACUGCUCCAUGGAGAACUGGAGCUACGUGGACUCUCUGUACUUCUGCUUUGUGGCCUUCAGCACUAUUGGCUUUGGGGACCUGGUAAGCAGCCAGAGACAGCACUAUGAGUCUCAAGAGGCCUACCGGCUUGGGAACUGCCUCUUCAUCCUAAUGGGAGUAUGUUGCAUCUAUUCACUCUUUAACGUCAUCUCCAUUAUCAUCAAACAAACACUCAACUGGAUCCUGGAGAAGCUGGUGUGUCCUGGAGAGCAUCGGCCGUGCUCCUGCUCUACGAGUGGACGCUGGUGGCUCUGCUGCCCCUGCCUGCACAACAAAAAGUGCAACCAGAGGCGCCCGCUGGCUCACUUGAGACAAAAACCUUUAAAACGCAACGCGGUCCGGCCGCUCUCAACGCAUUGCCCUGCAGGACGGCAGCGUUACGCGGACGGCUCGGUGGAGACUGUGUGCGACAGUGAAACGGACGGCGGCGCAGCAGCGGACGGGGUAUAUGUGGGUCGUCGACUGUCAGGGGAAAUGAUCUCCGUCAAUGAAUUCAUGGUGUCUAAUAAGGUGUCUUUGGCGCUGCUGCAAAAGCAACUGAGCGAAACAGCUCAUCAGGGACCAAGGCAGAGCUAUGGCCACCAGAAUGGAUUCUCUGGAGGGGUGGGGGCACUGGCUAUCAUGAAUAAUCGCCUACAGGAAACCAGUGUGGAUAGGUAGCGGCACAUUCACACAGUAUGCUCUUAGCAUGCACUGUUUCCCACUCUAACAGCAGAAUCACCAUGACUACAGUCAUUCACACAGGUAUUUAUUAAAGAUCACCAUAACGUCUAGGCCGGGGACCAUUUGCAGCCUGCUGUUUUUUGUUGGCACAUUCUAGAAAUAUAAUAAAACAAGCAGCAGCAAAAGUUGGAAAAGGAGAAAAAAGGCACAAUGUAACAAGAAAAGGUUGAAUUCUUAAUACAGUGGAACCUCGGUUUCGUAUGCCCUGGUUUUCGACGAAAAUUACUGCCGGAAAUAUAUCUCGGUAGUCCUGUUUGCCCACGUGUCCGCAGAAUCGAGUGCCCGAACAAAGAAUCCAUGCAUUGGUGAAGAUGGAUAGUGGUUCUUUUAGAGCUGGGACAACAUAGACAGCCAAGGAAUCCUUUACUCAUCUUUAUUAUGUGUGUGUGCUUUAUUUAUUCAUAGAACGCACAUAGAACGAUGAACAACUCCGUAUCUGUCUCCUUUCUUCCUGUAAUAAGCACUGUGCCACCUGCGCUAUGGAGAUGUUCAAGUGCACUGCGUAUUUCAGAGUGUUAGACGAAUAGGCGGUCAGACGGUCUGAGCCUUUUUUUAUUGAGUACGGCUGCAAAGCAAGUUGCAAGUGCCAGAGGGUGAGGUGAGGAACAUGAUUGAAUUCAAGAAAGAAGGUUGCAUCUGUUAGAAUAGGAUCCGGGCCAGUGUGUAAUGGUGAUUGUGCCUGUAACAAUAAACUUCAAGUGGGCAAGUACGCAGCUCUAACUGUUAGGUUUUUAACAGACUAGAGUGAAAUAGCGUCUGCGUAGCUCUUGCGCCCCCUCCCCCCCUCAUCACCGUGCUCACCAACAAGAGUCUUCAAUAAAGGUAAAAAUGAUGUUGAAUGUUCAUUUAUCUAUUCCACUCGUCAUUUAUAUGUAUUUACUUUGUUUUCUGCAUGUAAAAUAUUCUCUAUGAAAUGUGUUUUGUGUUAAGAUUUUUGGGUGGAGCAGAUUAAUUGGAUUUACAUUAUUAUGGUAAAGAUGUAUUCGUUUUUCUGUCGUUAGUCCGAAACCGAGGUCCCACUGAACAUACACAACUUAUUAGCAUAUCUACAUGGCUUGGUUUUAGCUUGGUUACAACAUUAAAAAUAUCAAACUCUUUGACUUUUCCCUCGGUGGAGAAAGUUUGAACAUGCCUGCAGGUCAAGACAAUCGCUCCCAUUUUGGUUUGAGGAGUAACAGCAGGGAAGCAAUUCAAAGAAUUCAGUAUCACGGUGAAGAUAGGUUUGAUGUCCUGAAGUGAUUAGCUCGUACAAAAGCAAUCAGAUGAAAGCAGCAGUGAAGGAGCACUUGAUGUUGGACUGCUGAUUUAAGAGCACCGUGCAUGUCCUCGCGCCUCCUCAGCUAAUGCGCUUCUUCUUUGGAAGACAGCAAGAAAACAUGAACACAAACACACCAAAACAGUCUUUUUAUGGACAAAGCUACACUGACAAACAACGUUGAGCCUUUUUUUUAACCUGAAGAGAAAUAAUUCAAUUUAUUUGUAAAUCACCCGUAUCGUCUCAUCAAUUCAUGUCACAGUAAUCAUGCAAGAAAUCUUGAGAUGCCGGAUCUUGAGUCGAGCAUCAAUCAAACGUGCACCCAGAGAACACGUCCUUCGUCUUGAAGUGCUGUUGGUCACGUCAGCAGCGCGGAAGGAAGAUUUAGAGAAGCCGGAGGAGCUCUUUCUCUAUGCAAAACGAUCCUCUUUUGAAUCACUUUCCUGUCACUUACACGUCGGAGCUUUUCUUUUCAAAUCAAAACAUGCUGGCAGUCAUUUGAAAUAUUCUUUAUUUACUUUGCAAAUCAUCCCAUUGUUAACAUAUAAUGUAUAUACUGUACACAAAGUUGGUCACUGAGAUAAUACAACAUUAAUGCUGAUAAACUGACCCAACCUGAUAAUUGUCCUUCCUGAUCGAGAUAAUAAGGCAGUCGUAUGUCAUAGUCCAACAUGCAGAAAAAAAUAAUACAUUUCACAUGCAUUUACUGUAACUGACAUAUGCAAACAUGUUUCAUAUACAUAGAACCUGU